AUGUUAUUAUUGGCAGUGAUUGUCUCGACACCAUUUCUGGUCACGACUGACCGCUGGAAAAUUGCUGUGACUGUACCAGCGGUGGCGCAUAUCGUGUCCAUUACCAGAACCGUGGGUUGGCUGCGGCUGUGGACCAGAUUGAUCGGUCGUUUCGAUGGCAGUGACCGGUGUUUCGCCGUUCAGAUCAGUCACAUCCGUAUCAAUGAUAACGAAGCCAUAAGUUGGCAAUUGUUGUCCCAAUUGAUGGAUCCAUUGGGAAGAGAGCACAGAAUAGGCGUGCUUUUGUGUUGCAAAAACUUUUCAAAACUUCAAUUCAAUGGUAAGCGGUGUCUGCGAUAUUAUUGGCCCAAAAAAGUGGACACAAUGUCGACAACGAAGAGGUCGUCGUCAACCGAUUCGAGUAAUUCGAGUUCAAGUAAUCCGUCGACACAUUCAUCGAGUGUACCGCCGAAGAAGCGGCAGAGAGUGGUCGCCGAACAGCCGAGACUUGUGGUUGCGUCCGGCGAAGAGCUUGACAUUGGCGUCUUGAGGUAUCAAAACAAACGAUUAGCCGAACGAUUACAACAGAGACAACGACUGGAAGCGGAUCUAAAGUCACGGAUUGAACAGUUGGAGAAGAAGCAGACCAGCGAUGAAGUGAUCACUUAUGUUAUCAAUAGGUAUUGGAAUCAAUUGAACGAAGAUUUGAGGGUUUUGUUGCUUCGCUUCGACGCCGAGACCAGCGAUGAGACGGAGAAUAAGAAUGAAAACGAAGAGACGACCAGUUUUUUGAGACAACUUUCCAAUUGGGAUAAAGAAGAGAUGGACGAGAAUCUGAAACAACGCGUUCAGGUGUCCACUCGAGCCGUCGCCAAAGUAUUGCAAGCGUUUGACCGAAUCGUUCAAAGAAAUGCCAAAAUAAUGUUAGCCCUCAAAGGCGAUGACAGCGACGGACCGCCGCCUGAUUUGAACGAAUCCGUCAAAAAGGCAAACAUUGAACUGACGAAUGAGAAUAAGAGUCUCAACUGUUUGGUGACUUCUUUGCACGAAAGGCACCACACAAUGGGUUUGGAGUUAACGGAAAUGAGGGAUAAGUUGGAAAUGAGUGAACAACAGAUCGACGAUCUCAAGAACCGAAUCGACGAAAUCGAGUUCGAACUCAACAGAACUCGAAUCAAGGAACAACGACUGGAAGACCAUCUCUAUGAGGCGCGUGAAAAGUUGCGAGAUCUGCAAAAUUGCACACAAAACUCGACCACUAAUAACGGUGACGACCAGAAGCAGGUGGUGUCGGCCUCGGCUCCCACUGAAGCCGUCAGUAAUUCAAAGUUAGAGGAUCUCAAGAGAGAUCUCGAAGAACAGCGAGAUUUGGCCAACACUAGGCUCACAGAACUGGAACUUCUCAACAAAGAUCAUAAAGAAACAUUAAAAUUGGUGGAAAAGUACAAAAUGGAUUUGCAAUGCAUUCCGGAGUCAGUAAUACUAGAAACGGCUGAAUACAAGUGUCUUCAGUCACACUUCUCGGUCUUGUAUAACGAAUCGAUGCAAUUGAAGACACAGAUAGAGGAGAGCCGAACGCAACUGACAAACGCUAAGAACACACAUCUGAGACAAAUAGAGCACAUGGAGAGCGAAGAGUUGAUUAUGCAAAAGAGACUCAGGACUGAGUUAAUGCAAUCGGAGGACUCGUUGUCCCAAAUGCGCAAAGAGUACGAAAUGUUGCGCUUAGAGUUUGAACAGAAUCUGGCGGCCAAUGAACAGACGGGUCCCAUAAACCGCGAAAUGCGGCAUUUGAUCACAAGUCUUCAGAACCAUAACCAACAGCUCAAAGGGGAGAACUCGAGGCUUAAGAAGAAGUUGAAAGAUUCGAGUUAUGAGAUAUCGAAACUCAAACACUCUUUGGAUUUUAAUUUAACCAAAGAAGAGAAGCCGAAGGAUAAAGACUCGAAUUCUCUGUCGAAUACGGAUAUUAAAACUGAAACAAAACCAGUGGUUGGAAGCGAUUCACUGAAUGCUGUCGUCAAAGAGGAGCCUAUAGUUAAAGAAGAGAUAGAAGUGUUGGAAAUUAAGAAAGAAAAGUCGACGCCGACCCCAUCGACAUCGCAUCCAUCGGGUAUUCACCAGAACCCACAUCACGCUUCUCACCACAAACACCAUCACAGCCAACAUGUGGUCAAAAAAGAGCAACAAAUAGAUUCCGACCAAUCGUUGAACGAAUCUUUAGGCGACGCAAAGACCGAACGCAAGUCUGAGAGUGAUUUGUAUCGCGAGAAUAGAGAACUCAAGGUUCAGCUGAAGAACGCAUUGCAAGCGCAGAGAGAACUGAAGCUAUUGUUAGAUAUGUUUAAAUCAGUCGAUAAAGAGAAAAGAGAUAAGUCACAACUGAUGGCCAACGAGAAGAGGGCGAAGAUAGAGAUCGAAGAGAUGAGACAACAGUUGAAGAGAAUACAAGAAACAGAGCGAAGAGAUCGGCGAAAACUGGUGGACGAAGACGUUGUCCGCAAACUAAACAAAUACGAAGAAAUGGUACAACAGAUGCAGAAAAGUCUGGCCGCACAGAAACAGGAAGAGGAGGCGCUUCUCAAUGAGAUGGAAGUGACGGGUCAGGCCUUUGAGGACAUGCAGGAGCAGAACCUCCGACUCAUUCAACAACUGCGCGAGAAAGACGACGCGAACUUCAAGUUAAUGUCCGAACGAAUCAAAUCCAAUCAGAUUCACAAACUCUUGAAAGAGGAGAAAGAGCUGCUCACAGAGCAAGUGCUCGCACUUACGGCUCAGGUCGAGGCGCAGAACCAAGUGGUGAGAAAACUCGAGGAUAAGGAAAGACUGCUUCAGAAUAAUUUAUCGACAAUUGAGAAGGAGUUGAGUCUUAGACAACAGGCAAUGGAAAUGCAUAAAAGGAAAGCCAUUGAAAGCACACAAUCGGCGGCCGAUCUAAAGCUGCAUUUAGAGAAAUAUUUGGCUCAAGUAAAGGAGGCGCAGAGCACUGUCGCCGAGAAGACGAGCGCGUGGCAGCACGAGUUCUUCAAAACGCAACGCCUCCACGAAGAGGUCCAGCUCUACAAACGCAAGUAUGAGAGGGCGAAGAAGUUCGAGUUGGCCACCACUGCCGAUGAAGUCCUACAGGAGGAGAUCCGUGAGUUAAAGGAGGAGUUGACGUGUCCGUCCUGUAAGACCAAACGCAAGGACGCAGUGCUUAACAAAUGCUUUCACGUCUUUUGUUACGAUUGUCUCAAAACGCGUUACGAAACGCGUCAACGAAAGUGUCCGAAAUGAGCCGCCGGUCAGAUCGGCUACAGUUUGAUCCCAUUGGUGGCCAGCGGUCAGGUGUUUGGGCCGACACAGCCGGUGAUACUUCAUCUGUUGGACAUCGCGCCGAUGAUCGGUGUCCUCAACGGUGUGGUGAUGGAGAUCAAUGACUGCGCGUAUCCGUUGCUGCACUCGAUUGUGGCCACCGUUGAUGAGGCCGAGGCUUUCAAAGACAUUGAGGCGGCGUUUCUGGUCGGGUCGAUGCCGAGGCGCGAGGGGAUGGAGCGAAAGGACCUGUUGGCCGCCAACGUCAAGAUCUUCGCGAGUCAGGGCCGAGCGCUGGCCAAUCACGCGAACCCCAACGUGAAGGUGUUAGUGGUGGGCAAUCCGGCCAACACUAACGCGUUGAUCGCAUCCAAGUUCGCGGCGCCGAAGAUUCCCAUCACUAGCUUCACGGCGAUGACCCGUUUGGACCAAAACCGCGCCACCAAUCAGUUCGCCGCCAAACACGGCGUCGGCGCCAAAGAGGUCUCCCGAGUGAUCAUUUGGGGCAACCAUUCGUCCACUCAGUUCCCAGACGUGAGCAACGCUUUAGUUCGCGGCCAAAGCGUGACAUUUGACGGACACGACGACGCCUUCAUUCAGCUGAUCCAGAAGAGAGGCGCCGCUGUGAUCGCCGCCCGAAAGCUCUCGUCGGCUAUGUCUGCGGCGAAGGCGGCGGCCGAUCACAUGCAUGACUGGUGGAACGGCACCAGCGAAUGGGUGUCGAUGGGUGUGAUCAGCGACGGCACCAAAUAUAACGCACCCGAAGGCGUGAUCUACAGUUUUCCGGUCACUGUUGACGCGCAGACCAAACAGUGGAAGAUUGUGGACAGCGUUCCGCUCGACGACAUCGCCAAACAACGACUCAAACUGACCGGCGAUGAGUUGGUUGAAGAGAGGACUGAGGCGUUGGCCGCCACUAGUAAUGCCUGA
Molecule: messenger RNA, 4203 nt
Organism: Medioppia subpectinata
Lineage: Eukaryota; Metazoa; Arthropoda; Arachnida; Sarcoptiformes; Oppiidae
Source: the annotation of a GenBank genome assembly